GAUGACUCAGGGCGGAGCUCCACAUCCAAGCGGCGCCGCAGCCAAGUUAUCUGGAUGGGACCAGAAGUUUCUAGCCGGCCAGUUGCUACCUCCCUUUAUCUCCUCCUUCCCCUUUGGCAGCGAGGAGUCUAUUUCCAGACGCUUCCAGCCCUCUCCGGCCACGUCACCCCCUCCUUUAAUUCAUAAAGGUGCCCGGCGCCGGCUUCCCGGACACGUCGGCGGCGCGCAGGACUCUAGCUCCGGCCGCAGCCAGCGAGCGACUCUGCACCUGGAGGUCCGGCACCCCGCGACCCCGUGACCCGGCACCCCGCGAUCCGGCACCCCGGCGGCCGCCCCCCUGGGCCGACACCGACCCAACAUGAGCGCUGCCACCCACUCGCCCAUGGUGCAGAUGGCGUCCGGCAGCGGCGCCGGCGACCGCGACCCCCUGCCCCCUGGCUGGGAAAUCAAGAUCGACCCGCAGACCGGCUGGCCCUUCUUCGUGGACCACAAUAGCCGUACCACGACGUGGAACGACCCGCGCGUGCCCCCCGAGGUCCCCAAGGAAACCACAUCCUCUGCAAACGGGCCUUCGAGGGAGGGCUCCAGGCCGCCGCCCACCAGGGAGGGCCACGCCGUGUACCCCCGGCUCCGGCCAGGCUACAUUCCCAUCCCCGUCCUCCACGAAGGCGCCCAGAGCUGGCAGCCACAUCCUGUCUUCGCCUACCCCCAGCCCGGGACGCAGCGCUUCCAAGCCGAGGUAGCCCCGGCGGCCCCGCAGAGGCCCCAGUCACCUCUGCGGGGGGUGGUGGAAGCCACCCAGCCGGACAAACAGUGUGGACAGGCGGUAGCGGUAGCGGCGGCUCAGCCCCCAGCCUCCCACGGACCUGAGCGAUCCCAGUCUCCGGCUGCCUCGGACUGCUCGUCCUCGUCCUCCUCGGCCAGCCUGCCCUCCUCCUCUGGCAGGAGCAGCCUCGGCAGUCACCAGCUCCCCCGGGGCUACAUCUCCAUCCCUGUGAUACAUGAGCAGAAUGUCACCCGGCCGGCAGCCCAGCCCUCUGUGCACCAAGCCCAGAAGACCCACUACCCAGCUCAGCAGGGCGAAUACCAGACCCACCAGCCUGUGUACCACAAGAUCCAGGGAGAUGACUGGGAGCCCCGGACCGUGUGGGCGGCGUCCCCGUUCCGGUCGCCCGUCCGGGGUGCAUCCAGCCGGGAGGGCUCUCCAGCCAGAGGCAGCACGCCGGUGCACCCCCCGCCGUCCCUCCGCGUGCAAACCGUGGUCGACAGGCCUCAGCAACCCAUGACCCAUCGAGAACCUUCGCCUAUUCCCCAACCUGAAAACAAACCAGAAAGCAAGCCAGGCCCAGCUGGACCAGAUCUCCCUCCGGGACACAUCCCGAUUCAAGUGAUCCGCAAAGAGGUAGAUUCUCAACCUGUUUUGCAGAAGCCCCUGCCUCCCUCUGAGAAAGUGGAAGUAAAGUUUCCCUCUGCUGCGGUGCCCUGUCCUCCCAGCCCGGCCCCUUCUGCUGUCCCCUCUCCCCCCAAGAACGUGGCUGCAGAAGAGAGAGCAGCCCCCAGCCCUGCCCCUGCAGAAGCCACACCCCCCAAGCCAGGAGAAGCUGAGGUACCCCCAAAACAUCCAGGUGUGCUGAAAGUAGAAGCCAUCUUGGAGAAGGUGCAAGGGCUGGAGCAGGCUGUGGACAACUUUGAAGGCAAGAAGACAGACAAAAAGUAUCUGAUGAUAGAAGAGUAUUUGACCAAAGAGCUACUGGCCCUGGAUUCGGUAGACCCAGAAGGACGAGCUGAUGUCCGCCAGGCCAGGAGAGAUGGCGUCAGGAAGGUUCAGACCAUCCUGGAAAAACUUGAACAGAAAGCAAUAGAUGUCCCAGGUCAAGUCCAGGUUUAUGAACUCCAGCCCAGCUCCCUUGAAACCGAUCAGCCACUUCAGGAAAUCAUGGAGAUGGGUGCGGCGACAGCAGACAAGAGCAAGAAAAGUGCUGGAAAUGGAGAAGAUCCCAAUACUGAAACCCAGCAGCCAGAAGCCAAAGAAGCAGCAGCUCCAAACCCCAGCAGCACGACAGACACAGCUGCUAACCCAGCAGCACCAUAGUCUCCACUAAAUAAAAAAGCAGCCCUGGAGACUGGGAACUGAUUGUGUGCUUUAGAGAAUUUUCAGUUGCAUGCAUUUCAGGGACUUAAAAAUCAGUUGGUUUUUACUAUUCAUAGCCGCUUGGUACGCAGUAACUUGGGUGGAGGUAAAACACACUAA
Molecule: messenger RNA, 2251 nt
Organism: Kogia breviceps (pygmy sperm whale)
Lineage: Eukaryota; Metazoa; Chordata; Mammalia; Artiodactyla; Physeteridae
Gene: BAG3
Product: BAG cochaperone 3
Biological process (GO): protein stabilization; muscle cell cellular homeostasis; negative regulation of striated muscle cell apoptotic process
Cellular component (GO): cytosol; nucleus; cytoplasm
Molecular function (GO): protein-folding chaperone binding; adenyl-nucleotide exchange factor activity
Source: RefSeq, a predicted model, not a curated record